AUGGUAAACAGCCUUGUAAAACAAACCAAUGAGCUUCCAGGUUGGUUGGUGAAAACCUUAAUUGGGCCACAUGGCACCAGCGAGGUCUUUGUAAGUGUAAGAAGACAACUUUUUUCAGAAAUGAAGGCAGAAAAUAUCCAGGGCUUUCUACACUCCUUCACCAGAUUCCCACAUGUGGCCGGAACAGAGCAGAACCUCCGGUUGGCUAGGCAGAUCCAGACUCAGUGGAAGGCGUUCGGCUUGGACACAGCAGAAUUGGUUCACUACGACGUCCUCCUUUCUUACCCAAAUCAAAGCUCUCCCAACUAUGUCUCCAUUACUGAUGAUGGCGGGAAAGAGAUUUUCAACACAUCAUUGUUUGAGCCCCCGCCUGAAGGCUAUGCAAAUAUUUCUGGAGUGCUGCCACCUUAUAAUGCUUUUUCAGCACAGGGUGAGCCACUGGCCGAUCUGGUGUAUGUCAAUUAUGGACGCACAGAAGAUUUUUUCAAGUUAGAGAGAGAAAUGGGAAUAAACUGCACAGGAAAGAUUCUAAUUGCUCGAUAUGGAAAAAUAUUCAGAGGAAACAAAGUUAAAAAUGCCAUCUUGGCAGGAGCGAAAGGAAUUAUCCUUUACUCUGAUCCUGCAGAUUAUUGUGCGCCUGGGGUCAAACCCUACCCAGAGGGCUGGAAUCUUCCUGGACAAGGAGUUCAGCGUGGAAAUGUGUUAAAUCUAAAUGGCGCAGGAGAUCCUCUCACGCCAGGCUAUCCAGCCAAAGAAUACAUGUUCAGACUUGACGUUAGUGAUGGGGUGGGAAUCCCCACCAUUCCAGUACACCCCAUUAGUUACCACGAUGCUGAGGUUUUAUUAAGAUUCAUGGGUGGUUCUGCAGCUCCAGACAAGAGUUGGAAAGGAAAUCUCAACGUAUCGUACAAUGUUGGGCCUGGAUUUUUAGAUCACUAUUCCACAAGAAAAGUUAAGAUGCACGUUCAUAGCUCCAGUCAAAUUACACGGAUAUAUAAUGUGAUCGGAAGCAUCAAAGGAACAGUGGAACCUGAUAGGCAUGUCAUUUUUGGAGGCCACAGAGAUUCCUGGGUCUUUGGGGGGAUUGACCCCACCACAGGAGCUGCUGUCCUUCAAGAGGUUGCCCGCAGCUUUGGCAAGAUGAUGGAGAAAGGUUGGAGGCCAAGAAGAACAAUCAUUUUUGCCAGCUGGGAUGCAGAAGAAUUUGGAUUAUUAGGCUCCACAGAGUGGGCAGAGGAAAACAGCAAACUUCUUCAGGCAAGGGCUGUGGCUUACAUCAACACUGAUUCUUCCAUUGAAGGCAACUACACUUUGAGGGUUGACUGCACUCCUCUUCUGAACCAACUGGUGUAUAAUUUGACAAAAGAGGUCCCGAGUCCUGAUGAAGGAUAUGAAGGAAAAUCUCUCUAUGAGAGUUGGCUUGAGAAGGAUCCUUCCAGCGAAAAUAAUCAGCGACCCAGGAUCAACAAGCUUGGAUCAGGCAGUGAUUUUGAAGUUUUCUUUCAAAGACUAGGAAUUGCAUCUGGCAGAGUCCGCUACACUAAAAACCGGAAAACGGACAAAUACAGUAAUUAUCCAGUCUACCACACUACCUAUGAGACUUUUGAACUGGUCAAGCGGUUUUACGAUCCCUCUUUCCGGAAGCAGCUGACUGUGGCUCAAAUACGGGCAGGCUUGGUCUAUGAGCUUUCUGAUUCCCCAGUCCUUCCUUUCCAUUGUCAGGAUUAUGCAGAAGCUUUGAGAGUCUAUGCCAACGAAAUCUAUGAUCAGGCCAACAAACACAAAGCAGAACUUGACAAGUACGAAGUUUCAUUUGAUGCCCUUUUUUCUGCCGUGAAUCAUUUUGCAGCUGUAGCAACAGAUUUUCACCGCAGGCUUUUCCAGCUUGACAUGAAUAAUCCCAUUGCUGUACGGAGCAUGAAUGAUCAGCUGAUGUUUCUAGAGAGAGCUUUCAUUGAUCCUCUUGGUUUGCCAGGCAGACCAUUCUACAGACACAUCGUUUUCGCUCCAAGCAGUCGCAACAAAUACGCAGGCAUGUCCUUCCCAGGGAUCUACGAUGCUCUUUUUGAUAUCGGCAGCAGGACAGAUCCACACAAAGCUUGGAAGGAAGUCAAGAGGCAGAUCGCCAUUGCGGCCUUCACGCUGCAGGCUGCUGCAGGGACUCUGGAAGAGUCUUCUAAGACAACGACAGCAGAAUAGAAGCGGCCUAUUUGAUUUGUACGGCCGGAAAAUUUAU
Messenger RNA from Protobothrops mucrosquamatus (brown spotted pit viper), 2236 nucleotides. Its product is annotated as N-acetylated-alpha-linked acidic dipeptidase 2. The coding region runs from base 1 to 2199 and encodes 732 amino acids. The transcript is spliced from 19 exons. The record is from RefSeq and is a predicted model, not a curated record. Lineage: Eukaryota; Metazoa; Chordata; Lepidosauria; Squamata; Viperidae. Gene Ontology annotation, molecular function: carboxypeptidase activity.